Messenger RNA from Cryptomeria japonica (Japanese cedar), 2766 nucleotides. Its product is annotated as S-adenosyl-L-methionine-dependent tRNA 4-demethylwyosine synthase. The coding region runs from base 186 to 2294 and encodes 702 amino acids. Gene Ontology annotation, molecular function: FMN binding; 4 iron, 4 sulfur cluster binding; catalytic activity. The record is from RefSeq and is a predicted model, not a curated record. Lineage: Eukaryota; Viridiplantae; Streptophyta; Pinopsida; Cupressales; Cupressaceae. The transcript is spliced from 9 exons. Gene Ontology annotation, biological process: wybutosine biosynthetic process.
CUCCAAGUUUUGAGGGCCUUGCAAAAUAAUCAAAAAGUAAUCGGCGUCAAAUUGGAAGCUAGUGUAUUACGUCUGAGGGCGUAUGAGAAACCUCAAAGAUGAAAAAAAUGGUUAAAAAAGGUUUACAGUCAAUGUUUGCCCCUGCUUAAAUUUGGCGCAGUCUCACAGAGCAGUGAGGAUCUUCGAUGGAGACGGCACAGUCAAUGUCAAUGGCAGGACCUCCAUCUUUAGCAGCUCGAGUAGCAUUUGCAGCCCUAGUCUCGGCCUCCUUAUACUGCCUCUGGAAAUCCACUCGUCCCAGAACAACGAAAUCAUCCCACGCGCAACAAGAAGCAAAACAAUUAACACCUCAAUCGAACCCUAUUAACGGCUGCUGCAAGUCAAGGGUUCGAAACCCUGCGCUCCAACCGAACAACGGCUGCUGCAAGUCGUCGUCAUCGUCUCCGCCCGGAAAGCUAUUUUUCGCCUCACAGACGGGCGCUUCAAAGGCCCUCGCUUACAAGCUCUCGAACCUCCUGCAGGAAAAUAAUGUUAAGGUUGAGGUCGUCGACCCGCGGUCGUAUGAGCCGGAAGACAUAGUGAAGGAGGCGCUUGUGAUAAUAGUCGCUUCGACGUGGGAGGAUGGGAAGCCUCCCGAUAAUGCGGCAUUUCUAGCGCAGUGGCUUGACGAAAGCUCCAAGGAUUUCAGAGUCGGUGCAGGGCUGCUUAACACCUGCAAAUUUGCUGUCUUUGGCGUCGGCAGCAGCGCCUACGGUUCUACUUACAAUCAAGCGGCCAGGGCUUUUUACCAUCAAUUGAAGGAUCUUGGAGCAAUUGAGAUUCUUCCUUUGGGAAUAGGGAACCAAGACAAUGGAAAGCUGGAGAAAUCUUUUGAAGACUGGAGCCAUAGACUUGUUGAAUCUUUGACUGAUAAAUUGGAGAAACCAGUUAGCAGUGAAAAUGGUUUGGUUGAUGAAGGGUUUUCUGACUAUUAUAGUGAUGGAGAUUCAGAUGAAGAUGAUAAAGAGAAUGUACCAGAAGCUUCUGGCCUUGUUGAUUUAGAAGAUGUGGCUGGUACAGCUUCAUUUGCUCCCAGUAAAAAUGGCAGUAGCAGAAAACAAUUUGGAAAGGUCAAUCGACUUGUGAAGGGUUUUAAUGAGGACAAGCCCCCUUCUACAGACGAAAACGGUCCCAAGGCUAUGGUCACUCCGGUAAUCCGGGCAAGUCUAGAGAAACAGGGAUAUAAAAUAAUAGGUUCUCAUAGUGGUGUAAAGUUGUGUAGAUGGACCAAGUCACAGUUACGUGGUCGAGGUGGCUGCUACAAACAUUCAUUCUAUGGCAUUGAGAGUCACAGGUGUAUGGAAACAACUCCUAGUUUGGCUUGUGCCAAUAAGUGUGUAUUUUGCUGGAGACAUCACACUAAUCCUGUGGGAAAAAGCUGGCGGUGGAAAUUGGAUGAUCCUUUAAAAAUAGUUGAAGGGGCCAUUGAUCAACAUACUAAGAUGAUAAAACAAAUGAAAGGUGUUCCCGGUGUGACACAGGAAAGGUUGACAGAAGGCUUAACUCCCAGGCAUUGUGCCUUGUCACUUGUGGGUGAGCCUAUCAUGUACCCUGAGAUCAAUACUCUUGUUGAGGAAUUACACAGAAGGCGAAUUUCCACCUUUCUUGUAACAAAUGCACAGUUUCCAGAUGCUAUCAGGUCACUGAGACCUGUGACUCAGCUCUAUGUAAGCAUUGAUGCUGCAACGAAGGAAAGGUUGAAGGCCAUUGACAGGCCUCUGUUUUCAGACUUUUGGGAGCGUUUUAUUGAUUCACUGAAAGCUCUUCGUGACAAACAACAAAGAACUGUUUAUCGCUUGACGCUGGUUAAAGGUUGGAAUACAGAAGAAUUGGAUGCAUACACAGAGUUAUUCAAGCUUGGGAAACCUGACUUUAUUGAAAUCAAGGGUGUUACAUACUGUGGCUCAUCUGCUACUUCUACAUUGACUAUGGAAAAUGUUCCAUGGCAUUCUGAUGUUAGAGCUUUUUCAGAGGAAAUAGUUGAAAGAAGCAAAGGGGAUUAUGAGCUUGCUUGUGAGCAUGCACAUUCAUGUUGUGUACUUUUAGCGAAUGCAAAUAAAUUUAAGGUGCAGGAUCAGUGGUUCACAUGGAUUGAUUAUGAAAGGUUCCAUGAUUUGGUUGCAUCUGGAGAAGCCUUUAGUAGUGAAGACUAUGCAGCUCCUACUCCAUCUUGGGCUGUCUAUGGAGCAAGAGAAGGUGGUUUUGAUCCAGAACAAGCUCGAUUUAGGAAGGAGAGAAGACAUGGAGCUCCUUGAAUUGUAUCUUAAAACUCAGAUGAAGGGUUCAACUGGAUGCCUUAUUGAUGUGACAGGGAUCUUUUGCACUUCUGAAGAGUUGCAAGGUGCAGCACAUUUGAGUACUUCCCUGUAUCUGUAAGUUGCAGAUUAAAGUCAACUUUCAGACACUAGAAUGAUGGCCUUAAGUAAAAUUUUCUUAGAAAAGAAAAUUUUGGUCAUGUUAUCCCAUAGCUAGAAAAUGUAUGCUUGUGAUAUCGCUAUACUCCAUCCAACAUAGGAUUGUUUUCUUGAAAGUGGAGGUGCAUAUUGGUCUUGAUUAGUUGAUGCUAACAGUUUUGACUGUCUUUAUUAUGUGGAGAGGUGUAACCUACAGUAGAAGCAGGUGGGGGAAAGAAGCAUUUGAUGUUGUGACCAUGAAACUAUUUAGAGCUGACAUAUACUUAUUUUAAAUAUAACAGCAAAAUUUAAAAUAUAUAUUAAUGCAUUGAAA